AUGAUGAGCACGGCACACUUUAUUCAAAUCUUUACAUUUUUUCUCAUUACCGCCACAGUCUUAUCAUCAUCCGCUCCCAGUGGCUUCAGCAUCGACUUAUUCCAACGUCGCUCUAAUAAUACACACGAGCUCGGAUCAUCUCCUUACGCCGAUACCGUCUUUGAUUCCUAUGGUUAUCUUAUGAAAUUACAAAUCGGUACACCUCCUGUGGAGAUCGAAGCUAUCUUAGGCACAGGAAGCGAGAUCAUGUGGACAAAUUGUUUGCCUUGUAGUAACUGCGUUAAACCAAGCGGUACUGUAGUAUUCGACCCUUCAAAAUCCUCGACCUACAAAGAGAGAAUAUGCGAUGGCAAAUCUUGUCCGUAUGAGAUGGCCUACUCAAACAAAAGCUAUACAAAAGGGACAUUUGCAACCGAGACUAUCAGGAUCAAAUCAACUUCAGGCAAGCCCUAUGUAAUGCCUGGAACCACCUUUGGAUGUUCCCACAACUCCUCAGUAGAUUUUAAAACAGUCCCUUCGGGGAUUGUUGGUCUAAACUGGGGAUCUUUCUCACUUUUGUCUCAAAUGGGUGAAGACAUGCUAGGUCUCAUGUCUUACUGCUUUUCUGGUGAGAGAGGAACUAGUAAGCUCAACUUCGGAAGUAAUGCUAUUGUGUCGGGAGAUGGGACUGUAGCAGCCAAUAUGUUAAGGAAGAAGGAGGCAUAUUCUAUGUAUUACCUAAACCUAGACGCUGUCAGCGUUGGGAAGGUUCGAGUUGAAACAUUGGGGACACCGUUUCAUGCCACAAACGGGAACAUUUUCAUUGACUCUGGAACAACUUACACCUACUUGCCCGAUAGCUACUGCAACAAAGUGAGGGCGGCAGUGGAAAACGUUGUGAAAGCAGAACGAGUAGCUGCCCCGGACAACAUGCUUUGCUACAGAACCACUAACAUGGAUUUGUUUCCAGUCAUAACAAUGCAUUUCCAAGGUGGUGCGGAUCUUGUUCUGGAUAAAUACAAUACGUUUAUCAUCAAUAAUGGAAAGUUCAUUUGUCUGAUAAUUUUUUGUCGUCCUCGAGCAGUUUUCGGUAACAGAGCACAAAACAAUUUUUUAGUUGGGUAUGAUACUUCGUCACAAUUGGUUUCUUUUAAACCCACUAACUGUUCAGCUUUGUGGAGUUAG
Molecule: messenger RNA, 1164 nt
Organism: Eruca vesicaria subsp. sativa (arugula)
Lineage: Eukaryota; Viridiplantae; Streptophyta; Magnoliopsida; Brassicales; Brassicaceae
Source: the annotation of a GenBank genome assembly